AAGAUGCAAGUGAGUUCCGGCUAAUGGAACAGCAGGGCUGGCGAGAGGAAUAAUAAACAGCGAUGGGAGAAAUAUUUGAGUUUGCGAGCAAAUUUAGUUUAUAUUCCGUGACCCAGCUGAACGAGUUGCUCGAAGAUGACGAAAAGCUUAAUAAAAUCGUCAAAGAAAUGGACGAGAUGCAAGAGGUUCAGCAGUCUAAGGAGAUGACCCUUGCCAGUAAUCGCAGUCUUGCAGAACAGAACCUUAGCCUACAACCUUGCCUGGACCAACAGAAGAUGCAGUUAACCAAGCGAUACUGCUGUUUACAGGAGCUCUUUGAGGCCUACCAGCUCCGCAAGUCCACUCUAGAUCACAGUUCAGGGAAAAGCUCACUGGAUACUCUAUUAGCCUUGCUGCAAGCUGAGGGAGCCAAGAUUGAAGAGGAAACAGAGAACAUGGCUGAUUCUUUCCUCGAUGGAGAUUUGUCUUUGGAUACUUUCAUCGAAGCCUACCAGAGCAAGAGGAAGCUGGCUCAUUUGCGGCGUGUAAAGAUUGAUAAGCUGCAGGAGAUAGUGCUCAAAUGCUUCCAGAUGCCACAGGCCUCAGUUAAUCAGCCUGUGCAGCCUCACAUCCCCAAUUCUCCUGUGCCCUUCCAUGGCCAAGCUAAUGGCUCCCCAGUUCCUCUGAGACCACCACCCACCCCACCAUCUCAACCAACAGGGCAGCAGUUGGCUUUAUCAUACCCAGCAGCUCCCUACCCUUCUGUCCCUCUACCUAAUAUGGUGCCAUCAUACUCUAGUCCAUUUAUACAGCAGUAUGCACCAGCACUUCCUCAGAGGCCCAGUCCUGGUCUACCCCCAAGGACUGGCUUCAUCAUGCAAUGAAGUAAUACUUAAAAUGCCCUUAAACGUUUUUUUUUUCUUCUUCAGUGGAAAUGUAUAAACAGGCAUUCUGCUCUGUUUCUCAAGCACUUUGAUCUUGUACAGGUUUACCCUUAUUACCCUCAUUGUCAACAUUCUUGAUAAUUUCUCUCUUUUGCUAAAAUUAUCAAGAGAGAAUUUCACCAUUCUUGCAAAUUUUACUCACAGCUGCAGUUAGCUUUUCAUUUGUCAGAGAUAAAUUGUAGGACUAAAUAUUUUCUCAGUAUAUUCAUAAAUGGGUCUGUCAGGUAUAACUAAGAAGUCUAAACUGGUGCAAACAGUCUAUUCUAAACUCUUUUCAGGUCAAAAACAUCAUGUCUACAAUUAUACAUGUACUUUAGUUUUACAUGUAACUUUGAGAUAAAAUGGCCUGUUAUGUCAAAUUUUGAGAAGCACUGAGCUGUUAUUUAAAUACAGAUAUAUGGGAACUGCAGAGGCUUAUGAAAUAAUCAUGUAAAUUACAUGUAAAGAAUUAGGGAAAGGGAGUGUUAUGUGAACGUCUAAAGUAUGCUAAAGCAUUGUAAGAAGUGAGACUGGUUUAUAUGCAAAUUGAAGAGUUGUGGAUAUGCUGUGUUCAUUUUUGUGUGCAUUUUGUCCGUUAGCAUUAGACUAUUAACAUACUGGAUUUCUGGGUUGAACUAACCAGCAACCAAAGAUGUCUUUUUCAUUUUUUCCUGAUACUAACAUAUUUUGUUUCUCAACUGAUUUUGAAUGUAGUAUAUCCAUUUAAACACACUGAAACUAGACUUCUUUCAGUACUGAUGCAAUUACUUGGUGUCAUUAUCUUUCUAAUCUCUCUUAUGGAUGAACUUGAAAUGUUUUUUUCCACAUUUUAAUCAAAAAUCAGACUAGCUGGUUAUUUGCCUUUGUAAAAUGAUUAGGUAGCACAUCAAACUGCACUGGAGCAUGAAGUAAGAAAUCAUCUGAUUCAAAGUCUUUUUUCCCUAGCUUGUAAUGCCCCUUAGACAUUACGGUACCUGUGAAUUCCUGUCAUUGCUAAACCUUAGAAUUACAUGAUGUGCAGUGUUUUAAGAUGGCAUUUGUACUAUGCAGCCCUUGAUCCUCCACCCAAACCACAUACAAAUAUCCUUUAAAUAUGUUUAAACAAUGAGGUUAUGGCAAAAAAUUGUGUAGCAUUAAUGAGGCAUUAAAUAUAGUAUAUAGUAGAUGAAAUCUGGACAUGUCUUAAUCAAAUUUUUUUCAAAUCUCUGCAGGCUUCAAAAGUAACUGUCAUUUUAGGAUUUUUCAUCUUCUGUACAGCUUUAUCUAGGAAUUAAUUACUGAAAAUGAGUCAUCCUCCUGGAUUUGAAAGAACAGCCAUAACUGAAGUGUGCCUUGCAGCAAGUUGUUUUUUUCACCCAUUGAUAUUUAGGCCAUUUGUUUUUGUUUGUCCCCCUUUUCAUUUUUUCCACCUUAAAUUAUUGAGCUAUCACUGUCAAAUUUUCUCAUGGCAAGAGCUGUCAUCCUAGUGUAAUGCAUGUUAUAAAGCCUUUUUCGUACUGUUGUACACUACAUGGAACACUCCUUAUGUAAAGUAUGUUGUAAUUGUUUUCUUAGUGGUGAACAAUUAAUGUUACUUGAUUUUAUAAAAAUCCUAAUUAAAAGAAAACAAACAAA
This is a messenger RNA of Colossoma macropomum (tambaqui), 2516 nucleotides long. RefSeq names its product VPS37B subunit of ESCRT-I b (gene vps37bb). Gene Ontology annotation, cellular component: ESCRT I complex. The record is from RefSeq and is a predicted model, not a curated record. NCBI's taxonomy places the organism in Eukaryota, Metazoa, Chordata, Actinopteri, Characiformes, Serrasalmidae. The coding region runs from base 63 to 863 and encodes 266 amino acids. The transcript has 4 exons. Gene Ontology annotation, biological process: ubiquitin-dependent protein catabolic process via the multivesicular body sorting pathway; protein targeting to vacuole; protein targeting to membrane.